Yamadazyma tenuis ATCC 10573 is the source of this 2143-nucleotide messenger RNA. RefSeq names its product MDR family MFS transporter. Gene Ontology annotation, molecular function: transmembrane transporter activity. NCBI's taxonomy places the organism in Eukaryota, Fungi, Ascomycota, Pichiomycetes, Serinales, Debaryomycetaceae. Gene Ontology annotation, biological process: transmembrane transport. Gene Ontology annotation, cellular component: plasma membrane. The record is from RefSeq and is a predicted model, not a curated record.
AUGUCCGAUUUAGAAGAGAACGUUCCAGUUAUCAAGAAAUUCGUGGAAAAUGAUGCUGGAGAUGGAACCAGAAGAGAAGAUCAGUACCUUACUGGAAGAAAGCUUGUGAUAGCUCUACUUUCGGUGUUACUGUGUAUGUUUUUGGUGGGUUUGGACCAAACCAUUGUCACCACCAUUUUGACACAAGUGGGAAACAAGUUCGACGCGUUUAGCAAAAUCGGGUGGUUGGUUUCGGGGUUCAUGGUGCCAAUUGCAGUUUUUGCAGCCAAUUGGGGUCAAGCGUCGAUUAUAUUUGGUAGAAAGUAUACCAUGUUAGUAGGAAUCGUAUUGUUUGAAGCCGGUUCCUUGUUGUGUGCCUUGGCCACCGGCAUGAACAUGUUGAUUGGAGGCCGGGUGUUGGCGGGAUUUGGUGCUGGAUGCAUCCAGACGUUGGUGUUCAUUGUAUCAUCUGAAAUGACCCCCAUCAACUUGAGACCUUUUGUGUUUGCCAGCUUUGGCUUGGUCAUGGCCGUGUCGUUGGUGCUGGGUCCCAUCAUUGGCGGUGCCUUUGCCAGCCUGGUAUCAUGGAGAUGGUGCUUCUAUGUCAAUUUACCUAUUGGAGGCCUUGCUGGUCUCAUGUUCUCCUUGACUUUCAACCCUCCCCCACCUAAAAUUGAGCUCAGAAGCAAGUUCAAAUUGAUUGAUUAUACUGGCACCUUGUUGAUUGCCGCAGGAGUGGUAUUGUUUUUGGUAGGAGUGACGUUUACUUCGACAGGGCAGUACCCCUGGGACUCGGCGGCGGUGAUUCUGAUGGUGGUCUUAGGCAGCUUGUUUUUCAUUUCCUUCUUUGUGUGGUCGUUCAAGUUCUCCCACCACCCACUCAUUCCUUUUGAUUUGGUCAAGGUCUUGCCACUUACGGCGGCUGGGUUCUGUAUGUUUUUCAUGUUCAUGACCUUCAUGGGCCUGCUUUUGUAUCAAUCAGUGUACUACCAGAACAUCAAGGGACGCGACGCUUUACACUCAGGUUUGAGCACAUUGACAAUUGUGAUCCCCAUGAUUAUGGGGUCUGUUGGUGGAGGCAUCGCUAUUGGUAGAACCAGACACAUCAAACCCUUCCUAGUGUCUGCCAGUGCAAUAGUCUUGGUGGGUUCCGGUCUCCUCACUUUGGUUGAAGUGGAUUCUUCUUUGGGUCAGUUAAUCGGGUACAACAUUCCCUUUAGUAUGGGAUGUGGUUUGUUAUUGCAAGGUUGUCUUUCAUCUUCGCAGGUGGUGGCCCCAAAAAUUGAUGGGGGUAUUAUCAUGGCUUCAUCUUUCAUGUUGUUCAUGAGAAGUAUUGGUGCUGCACUUGCGUCGAUUCUUUGUGAUAUCAUCUACCACUCUUCGUUCAACACCAAGUUGCAACCAGCAUUGAAUGCUCUUACCGACAAAUCUCUUAUAGACGAGCUUUCUGCCUUUGACUUUGCCUCACUUUCCUCCAACACUGGUUCAUUGGCAACCUUGUCUCCCAAAGCCCUUCUUGUGGUCAGGAAAGUUAUGAUGAACUCCAUCAGAAAUGUGUAUUACUUUGUUUGUGGUACAGCUGCUUUGGCACUUAUUUUUGGUGUAUUUACUAGUAACCGUCGAGUUCCUUCUAAGGAUGAAGUUGUCACCAAGAAAGAAAGAGACGCACAAGAUAGAGCUGCCCUUGAACUAGCCAACAAAAGUGACAAUGCUUUGGAAGCAAGUGACUUGUCUUCUAGGAUUUCUACUACAGAGAGAGAUUCAGGGUCUGUCACCACAACCAAAGAACUUAAUACAGAAAAGGCUUAGUCAGACAUUAGCCAUUGUAAAUAUGAAUACCUACCACAUAAGGGUGAUAGUGGAUACUAUAUAUAUAUUAACUUCAUAACUCACCAAUAAUAUGAACUAAUUCUUGGAGUAUCAGUAGAACAAUUAGGUAAUCAGUUACAAAAAAAAAACAAAUGGACGAGACAGGAAUCGAACCAGUGACCUUCCGCAUGCGAAGCAGACGCGCUACCAACUACGCCACACGCCCAAAUUUUCAAUGGAUUAUAUACUUUCCCACCCACCCCGAAUACAUCAGAACCAACUCCUUCUAAUAGCUAUUGAAAGGGAUAGGACACUCGAUUAUCCCGUGUCUGAAACAAUACAAACCUAUCAAACU